Molecule: messenger RNA, 1221 nt
Organism: Pezoporus occidentalis (night parrot)
Lineage: Eukaryota; Metazoa; Chordata; Aves; Psittaciformes; Psittacidae
Gene: TSSK2
Product: testis specific serine kinase 2
Exons: 1
Coding region: 91-1020 (309 amino acids)
Biological process (GO): protein phosphorylation; intracellular signal transduction
Cellular component (GO): cytoplasm
Molecular function (GO): ATP binding; protein serine/threonine kinase activity
Source: RefSeq, a predicted model, not a curated record
GCAGCCACCAUGGUGGCUGCACACACCAUCUGCCACCACCCAUGAUGCACGCCAGCGCCACCUCAUGCAGCUGCCUCCAGCUCUUCCACCAUGGAUGACGUUACAGUGCUUGGAAAGAAAGGCUAUAGCCUCAGCGACACGUUAGGACAAGGCUCUUACAGCAAAGUGAAAUGUGCCUUCUGCAACCGGCUGAAGUGCAAAGUAGCUGUCAAGAUCAUCGACAAGAUGAAAACUCCUGGAGACUUUUGGGAAAGGUUUCUCCCCAGGGAAAUAGAGGCUUUGAGAUGUUUGCAACAUCCAUCAAUCAUCAAAACCUAUGAGAUUUUUGAGACAUCAGCUGGGAAAGUGUACAUCGUGAUGGAGCUGGGGGAAAAGGGAGACCUCCUGGACCACAUCAAGAUCACAGGAGCUAUGAGAGAGGACUUUGCUCGCAUGAAGUUUCAGCAGUUGGCUUCUGCCAUCAAGCAUUGCCAUGACUCAAACUUUGCUCACAGGGACCUGAAAUGUGAGAACAUCCUUCUUGAUGAUGGCCUCAACGUCAAGCUGACAGACUUUGGCUUUUCCAAACUCUUGUCUUGGGAUAAAAACGGGAAAAUGAUUCUCAGCAAUACCUUCUGUGGGUCUGCUGCAUAUGCAGCCCCUGAAGUGCUACAGGGCAUUCCUUGUGACCCCAGGAUUUCUGACAUGUGGAGUCUGGGCGUCAUCCUGUAUAUAAUGGUCUACGCUUCCAUGCCAUUUGAUGAUUCCAACAUCAAGAAAAUGAUUUUUUUUCAGAAACAACACAGGAUUUCCUUCCCCAGCACAAAACACCUGACUGUAGAGUGCAAGGAUCUCAUUAACCACCUGCUCCAGCCCAAUGUGUCUCAGAGAUUGUGCAUAGAUGAAGUUUUGAAACACUCAUGGCUGCAGACUCCAGAUGCCACUGUCGAGUCCCCUCUGCCAGCUCCAGAAGAGGGUGAGUGUUCCCACAACCCACAUGAAGGAAAGCCAAAGCAAAACCAUCAAGCCAAAUGCCAUUAAGCAAAAGGGAAAAGACAGAAGUAAACAGGAUCCUCCUAAGGAUGGCUGGUUUUAACAGUAUCACAAAGUCAAUCUAACUUGUGAACUGCUAAUUCUCAACUUUAGCUUCUGCUUCAGCAACAGUCCUCACCUCUUGCUUUACAAAGAAUAGCAAUAGAAGACACUGUACAUCUGCUGAAGUGAAUAAACAGCUUAACCCUA